This is a messenger RNA of Salvelinus fontinalis (brook trout), 2665 nucleotides long. RefSeq names its product BET1 homolog. Bases 162 to 500 code for a protein of 112 amino acids. Gene Ontology annotation, biological process: vesicle fusion with Golgi apparatus; endoplasmic reticulum to Golgi vesicle-mediated transport. Gene Ontology annotation, cellular component: SNARE complex; Golgi trans cisterna. Gene Ontology annotation, molecular function: SNAP receptor activity. The record is from RefSeq and is a predicted model, not a curated record. Lineage: Eukaryota; Metazoa; Chordata; Actinopteri; Salmoniformes; Salmonidae. The transcript is spliced from 4 exons.
UUUGCCUUAUCGGCUUCCGUACGAUGUCGUGGCGUUUCCUAUCUUGCUGAAUUAGUGUUAGCUUGUCAGCUACCAACAAAAAUAGCUACAGCUGCUCGGAUAAAAUCUCUGACAUUAGCUAUCACCUUAAAGAUAGGAUAUCUUUGAUAGAAUAUAUCAAAAUGAGACGCGCAGGUUUGGGCGAAGGAGGACCUGGAAAUUAUGUGGCCAGCGGGUACAGCGCGUAUGAAGAGGAAAAUGAACACUUACAAGAGGGUCUGAGAGCCAAAGUCAGCGCCUUGAAACAUCUGUCAAUAGAUAUUGGAACCGAAGUGAAGUACCAGAACAAAAUGUUGGAUGAUAUGGACUCAGACUUUGACUCAACAGGUGGUUUGCUGGGGGCCACCAUAGGGAGAGUGAAGCAGCUUUCCAGGGGAAGCCAGACCAAGCUCCUGUGCUACAUGCUGCUCUUCUGCCUCUUCGUCUUUACCAUCCUCUACUGGUUUAUCAAACUGAGGUGAUACGUUACAGGAUGCCCCAGCUUUUCCCUCCCUGCCUCCUUCCACUGUCUGUGCCAUAAGUCCGCCACUGGAUCAGAAGACCAGGAUGAUGAUGAUCAAAUCAAAUGUUAAAAUCAAAUUGUCACACGUGCCGAAUACAAGUGUAGACCUUACCGUCAAAUGCUUACUUAGGAGCCCUUAACUAACAGUGUGACAAUAGGGGGUAAUAAUGCAUGGCUGUCAUUCAUUUUAGACAGCCCUGAUGGAAUGAAUAGACACCGCCAUAAGCUCAUGAUUGUAACGAUGUCCAUUAACGAUGAGGUAUAUUCUAGGUUAAUUUGUAACUGAGUGAUCUAGUUCAUCAGCGAUCUGGUAAGGCUAAGCAGUAACAUACAGUGCAUUUGGGAAAGUAUUCAGACCCCUUGACCUUUUCCACAUUGUUACAUUACAGCAUUCUAAAAUAGAUUCAAUUGUUUUUCAUCAAUCUAAACACUAUCCCAUACUGACAAAGAAACAACAGGUUUAGAAAUCUUUGCAAAUUCAAUAAAAACAGAUUACAUUUACAUAUUCAGACCCUUUACUCAGUACUUUGUUGAAGCACCUUUGGCAGUGAUUACAGCUUGGAGUCUUCCUUGGUAUGACUCUACAAGCUUGGCACACCUGUAUUUGGGGAGUUUCUCACAUUCUUCUCUGCAGAUCCUCUCAAUCUCUUGUCAGGUUGAAUGGGGAGCAACGCUGCACAGCUAUUUUCAGGUCUCCAGAACUAUUAGAUCAAGUUCGGCCUCUGGCUAGGCCACUCAAGGACAUUCAGAGACUUGUCCCGAAGCCACUCCUGCGUUGUCUAGGCUGUGUACCUUUGCCCCAGUCUGAGAUCCUGAGCAGGUUUUCAUCAAGGUUCUCUUCUGUUCAUCUUACCCUCAAUCCUGACUAGUCUCCCAGUCCCUGCUGCUGCCAGGGUUUUCUCCAGAUGUGAUGCUUGGCAUUCAGGCCAAACAGUUCAAUCUUGGGUUCAUCAGACCAGAACAUCUUGUUUCGUGGUCAGAGUCCUUUAGGUGCUUUUUGGCAAACUCCAAGUGGGCUGUCUUGUGCGUUUUACUGAGUUGUGGUUUUCGUCUGGCCACUCUACCAUAAAGGCCUGAUUGGUGGGGUGCUGCAGAGAUGGUGGUUCUUCUGGAAGGUUCCCCCAUCUCCACAGAGAAACUCUGGAGCUCUGUCAGUGACCAUUGAGUUCUUCAUCACCUCCCUGACCAAGGCCCCACUCCCAUAAUUGCUCAGUUUGACCAGGCUGCCAGCUCUAAGAAGAGUCUUGGUGGUUGGAACUUCUUCUAUUUAAGAAUGAUGGAGGCCAUUGUGUUCUUGGACAUUCAAUGCUGCAGACAUUUUUUUGGUACCAUUCCCAGGAUCUGUGCCUUGAAACAAUCCUGUCUCAGAGCUAUAAGGACAAUUCCUUCCUUGCUUUUUGCUCUAACAUGCACUGUCAACUGUGGGACCUUAUAUAGACAAGUGUGUGCCUUUCCAGAAUCAUGUCCAAUCAAUUGAAUUUACCACAGGUGGACUCCAAUCAAGUUGUAGAAACAUCUUGAUGAUCAAUGGAAACAGGAUGCACCUGAGCUCAAUUUUGAGCCUCAUAGCAGAAGGUCUGAAUAAAUAAGUUUUUUCUGUUUUUAAUUUGUAAUAAAUUAGCAAAAAUGUAUUUUCACUUUGUCAUUAUGGGUAUUGUGUAUAGAUUGAUGAGGGGGAAAAAAUAAUUUAAGCCAUUUUAGAUUAAGGCUGUAACAUUACACAGUGGGAAAAGUCAAGGGUUCUGAAUACUUUAUGAAUGCACUGUAUAUAUAAAUGCGACUAAGCUCUCUAGGCUGAGUCACUGAGGAACUCUCCAGUGCAUGAUUCAUAAUGCUAUUUGUAUGCAAGUGUGAUCGAUGUCAUGAUCUCGAAGAGACUGCUUGAUCCAGUGUGACACUUGACAGUUGAUCAAUAGUGCUCAACUGUAGAGUUCCACUAUAAAAACACACCUUGUAUAUUUGUUUUGAGGAAUAAAUUUUAAGGGUACACUCUCCCUUCAAAACGUUUCUUAUCCGGUCUACAGCGAACAUUCAUCUCCACCACGACACACUGUUCUCCCAUGAACAACAUUCAUGUAAAUGUGUUUUAUAUGUAAAUAAACAAGAUGUGUGUUUUGAAUUUGA